UGAUUGGCACCCUGCUGCUCGUACCGCUGGCUGCACCACCACCAUGCAAACACACACAAAGCAGCUUGUGUUUCGGAUUCCUUCGUCGAUCAUUGCAAUUUCAUGAAAUAUGCGAGUCUCCACAAAGCUAUGAGAAGGUGUGAGCAGGUGUAAGAGAAGAGAAAACACACGACGCCCGGCUGGAUUAAGCUGUUCACCUCACUGAUCUGUACAAAGAUGCCGGAGGUUCGGGACCUUUCUGAAGCUCUGCCAGAGAUGCCCAUGGACCCCAUCACCGGAGUGGGAGUAGUGGCCUCCAGGAACAGGGCCCCCACCGGAUAUGAUGUGGUGUCGACGACAACAGACGGUUUGGAUGCCGACCUUUGGAAAGACGGCCUCUUCAAAUCCAAAGUGACCCGCUACCUCUGCUUCACGCGGGUCUUCUCUAAAGAAAACAGCCAUUUAGGUAACGUCCUUGUUGACAUGAAGCUGAUCGAUAUAAAGGACACUCUGCCCGUUGGGUUCAUCCCCAUCCAGGAGACCGUCGACACACAGGAGCAGGCGUUCAGGAAGAGGCGACUCUGCAUCAAGUUUAUUCCUCGGGACUCCACAGAAGCCGCCAUCUGUGACAUCCGCAUCCUGGGACGCUCCAAACAGGCCCCCCCUCAGUACACCUUCAUAGGGGAGCUGAACAACAUGGGGAUCUGGUACCGGAUGGGGAAUGUUCCUCGGGCUCAGGACUCCUCACACACCCCCACCUCCAACAACAUCCAGAACGUGAACUCAACCUCCAGCUCCAACCCGGUCCCCGCUGCUCCCAUGCCCAAGCACAUCUCCAUGACGCUCCCCGCCAGCUUCAGAGGGAAGAACACUACCAGACCGGACUACGAACACCAGAACUCCAACCUGUAUGCCAUCUCAGCGAUGGACGGAGUUCCUUUCAUGGUCUCGGAGAAGUUUGCCUGUGCCUCGUCCGAUCUGCAGCAGAUCGACCUGAUGGGAAUCACCAUCAAGUCUCUGGCUGAGAUCGAGAAAGAGUAUGACUACAGUUUCCGCACAGAGCACAGUGCAGCCGCUCGCCUCCCCCCGAGUCCAACACGGACCUCCCUGAGCUCCGAGGCCUGAGGAUGCCCCCCCCCACCCAUACCGUCAUCAUGCUCCUGCAAGGACCCACGGGAGACACCUGUACACAACUACUGAGGACAUACACACAUACUGAGAAUACAAAAACAAGAGGAAUCUGGAAUAAACCACUACACACAUCAGCUGGAUUUAAAAAGGAGGCGGAGCCUAACAGGUUUCAAGACUCGGAUAUAUCUCCGUCAUGAGAUGUUAAACAAUUUUUCUUUCUGUGAGGAUUCAUCGUGUUCCCUGUCCCCUCUGAAGGACUUGUUUCAGACCAGGAGAGGAUUAAAACAGGAGUGCUCUCUGAAACUUUACGAGAGGCGCCGCCAAGUCCGCCUCCUCUCGUUCAGACUCCUGCAGCUACACGGCGGAUCCUGAACGGGGAAUAUAAAAAAAAAAAAAGAAACUGGUUGGUUUCUUCUUCUCCUGAUGGGAACCACUCUGAUGAUCUUUCGAUGUUACUGUAAAAUAAUGUACGUGUGACUGUGAGUGCACUUUGUGUUUGGACUUUCAGUGUGUGUUAACCACUUGUGUGCUGCACGUCUGUGGACACGAGCCGCAGCUUUACUGUUACUGUGUAAAGGUUUCUGCAGCGGGACGCCUCUCUCUCCCGCUGCACGUCACGAGCCACUAACCUGUUCCUCUCUGAGUUUAAUCGACCUUGUGUGUGCUGACGUCUUUGUAAGAGCCGGGCACCAUUUUAUUCUUUUUUUUUUUUUUUUUUUUCAGUGAUUCCUAAUAACACUCGUCUCAUUUUUAAUAUGAACACUUUAAAAGAGGAAUAUUGAGUUAAUGGUUAAACACUCCAGCUGCACGUGUUCAAGUGCUCGCCGCUCUGUCGAAGCGAUCACAUUUUAAGUUGUUUACGUUACCAACGUUUGUUACACUCUUUAUAUCACUCCUCCAAUAAUCAGACUGUCUGUGUGCGACUUAUAUCAGACCACCUUCUGCGAGUUUCCAGUUUUAAAAAUCAACCUCCAGGCAGUUUGAUUUGCUGGUUAUUCAUCUUCAAGCCGCCUCCAUGUUUACCUGUGAAGAUCUUUUUAUUAUUGAGUCUCAUCAGACGUUGAGUUCUCAUCACUCUCACUUCUCUGCUGCUCUUUUAUAACCUCAACGUUUUUACACUAAUGUUUUUUUUAUUUCUUCCUGCUUUGUUUUAGUUUUUCUAUCACCUGUUAAGAUGAUGUUGUGACUCCCAAGUUUCCACAAAGUCUGCACGCUGAGGUCCGUCAGCGCCGUGCAUGAAGCCGCCGUCCGCUGCCAUCAUAGUCGAUGCUAAGCUUCCACUGCUACUCUGCUCCGUUUCAAAUACGCUGCGAGUCUAUUUUUUUAUGGAGCUCGCUGCAGGCAUGCGUCCAGCUGGACAGAAUAUAUCGACCCGGACAGGAAGUCAGACAAGGAAAUUUCAAAAUAAAACAGACACACGAUCGUAUUAUUCACCACUUUAUCAACAUGACAUCAAAACAGGCGCAAAGCAACAUGUUUACACGUUCUCUUUAGUCCCAUGUGAUCUUGAAGUUCUCCUGAGAUCUUGGAGUUCUCCUGAGAUCUUGGAGUUCUCCUGUGAUGUGUGUACGGCUGCACUCACACUCCAGAAUAGGAGCCAAGUUGUGGUGCUGACUGACCUCAGCGUUCAUAGACUUUGUGGAAAUCUGGAGUAAAGCCCCCCUCCUACCCCCCCGUAGCGUCAAACCACAAACGCCUUCUCUGAGAUGUCUCUCUUCACUUUGUUUACGUCUCUCGAAUCAGAAUAAUGAGUUUAACUCUGAGUUCUUUGGUUUAGAAGAUUGAACACCGUUUGUAUUUCACUGUUUUUGUUUCUGGAGCCAGAUGUUCAAAAAGUUUUUUUCUCUUUAUUUUCUUUAAAUGUUUCUGAAACUUUAUCACGUCACAGCUAGGGAUGGGGAUCAAACCCGGUUCCAUGAGGACCUGUGUCCGCUUAUUUCAAACCCUGAAAAUCCAUCUCCUUUGAGCUCAUCGAUACUGCUGUUGCGUCGCGUCAUGAGUCUCAACUGGACGAGCCUCAGGACCAAGCUGCAACAUUGGUUGUCCUCCAUCUUUGUUUUUCUUCUGAACUCACGUUUUAUCACGUGUGUUUCUGUGAGAUCUCGUGUCUGUGGAAUUACAAUGUUAGAAAAUGGUCCUCAUGUCUCUGGUCUCUGAGAACCGUCCCGUGUAAAUCCAGCUGACAGCAAGAGUCUUGAGUUCAGUUAAAACGCUGUCGUCUCGUCUUUCCCCGUGAUAAUAUCGAUGGUUGUGUUGGUAAAGACGCAGGUCAUUCAGGAGUUAAGAGUCUUUAUCUUUAAUGAUCCCCAUCCCAGUCACACCUGCAUGGAUCAACUUGUGUUGAAUAUUUUUGUUUGUCUAAUUUAUUAGUCAUGUCAGUAUUGUGCGAUGUUGCUUUCAGCUGUGUAACCUGUAGAAUCGUCUCUCUGCACUGCCGCCAUGUUGGACACGUGACGCUCCGAGCUGAGCUGCACCACACGUAUCGUUUCUUAGCCGCUCACUAAUCUGGCGUCUGCAUUAACCACAGUUAACAGUCUUAUUAGUUUGCAUGCAGGAUAUCCGAGGUUUGAACAGAAAUAUCAAAUGUAUUCUGAGAAGAACAAAAAAAAAAACCCACGAGCGUAGAGUUUGUAUUCUGAGGAAGUUUUUAUUAAAGGACGAUGGUUGAAGAGUUUGACCUGAA
Messenger RNA from Labrus bergylta (ballan wrasse), 3793 nucleotides. It is a transcript of the gene mvb12ba, whose product is annotated as multivesicular body subunit 12Ba. Gene Ontology annotation, cellular component: ESCRT I complex; late endosome. The record is from RefSeq and is a predicted model, not a curated record. NCBI's taxonomy places the organism in Eukaryota, Metazoa, Chordata, Actinopteri, Labriformes, Labridae. Gene Ontology annotation, biological process: virus maturation; viral budding; regulation of epidermal growth factor receptor signaling pathway.